AAUGGGGUGUUAAUAUUUCAGAGUAAAGUUAUUUUAACCCAGAUAGAGUAUUUUCAACAUUUGGGGGAGUAAAGUUGCUCUAUCGGUGGAGUAAAAAGCGAGUGUAAAAAUCUGCAGAAACGCAGUGACAAUUUUAACUCUACAGCAGUGAUGAAUACCCGCCACUUUGCAGUGCUCUGUGCUGUCUCAAACGUUAAGCACGCAUUUCGGUGGAGGAAGAUUCCGAAGGAGCAACGCUAGGCCACUGAUAUUGCAAGGGGCAAAAUGCUGUUGCGUGUUCAAUUUGGGGAGGAGCAGAAAUACGUCAAGCUGUCUGAGCUGACAUUCGAUGCUUUCUUGAAAGAAGCUUGUCUAAAAUUCAGCAUACCAGAAAGCAGGCAGCCAGACAUUAAAGUGUAUGACCAGUCAGACACAGAAGUUGACACAGAGGUUUUUGAAGAAAUAGUAAAGGAGUCACCUGGAAAUCUGAGAAUCAUGCUGGGCAAUGGAGGACUUGGUGCCUCUCAGUCACCAUCAUGCUCAGGUGCAUCUGAUGACACUAUCAUCUUGAAUUUCACAAUGUGUGACCCUGUUGAAGAAGCCGUCGCUACUGAAGGAAGCCAGCCUAAAAGGCCAUGCCACAUAAACUAUGAGGCAAAAGCGUUGAUUGAAAAAAUCUUAACAACAAAGCCUGGUGGUGAACGCAUUAAGCAAGAGUAUGGUAAAACCAAAUCCCUGACCGAUGCCACCAGAAGGCAGAUGAUAAACAUACUUGCUGCUGAGAUGACAGAAACACAUGGGACAUCCCCCCCCAAAAGUGUCAGAGUGAUGUAUGCACAGGGGAUAGUAGCUUUGUUUCCCUAUCUAGAAGACCCAUACUCACAACAUGGAUAUGUAAGUAAAUGGGUUAUUGCAACAUUAUGCACAUAUUCACUUUUUGAAAUGUUAAAGGAAUAGUCUACUCAUUUUCAAUAUUAAAAUAUGUUAUUACCUUAAC
Misgurnus anguillicaudatus (oriental weatherfish) is the source of this 976-nucleotide messenger RNA. Lineage: Eukaryota; Metazoa; Chordata; Actinopteri; Cypriniformes; Cobitidae. The record is from RefSeq and is a predicted model, not a curated record.